AAAAAUUGUGAGGGACGGAGUAUUUAUUUUCUGGACAAUUAGGCCCCGAAAAGUAUUCCUUGUCAUUGUAGUGGAAAGGUCGACGUUAGAGGUGCUGCCAUCUUUAUUGUUGGAAGAGAAAAGGAAAGGUCGAAAAUGGAGAAGUGGAAGUUGAAAGGGACGGUGAGUAGUGAUUUCCGUUGGUAUUCCGACGACGGCUGUUAUACUGAUGAUGAGUGUGAGGCAAAUGAGAUAUGCACUGUUAAGAAGAGGAGACUGACGCAGACGAAUCUGUUCCAGUUGUGGGGCCUUGAGAAGCCUAACCUCCAACAGAGUAACAACAACAACAAGACGGCUACUUCUCAACAGCGCCUUUGCCCCUUCUAUAAGAACAUUCCAGGAACACCCUUCACCGUUGACGCAUUCUGCUAUGGUCCUGUCAAAGGCUGUUCUGCCUAUUUCCUUAGUCACUUCCAUGCUGAUCACUAUAUUGGCUUGACAAAAGGAUGGUCACAUGGGCCUAUCUACUGUACCAACCUCACUGCUCGCUUACUGAGAAUCUGUCUUAAUGUUACUCCAUCUUUCAUAUGUCCUCUGGAAUUAGGUACUGAGAACAACGUUAAAGGAAUCAAAGUUACUAUGCUUGAUGCUAAUCACUGUCCUGGUGCUGCUAUCAUUCACUUCCGUCUCCCAAAUGGACAAUGUUACUUGCACACCGGAGACUUUAGGGCUUCGAAGCUGAUGCAAUCAUAUCCACUUCUUGCAAGCCAACGUAUUAAUAUACUUUACCUUGACACAACAUAUUGCAAUCCAAAGUACAGGUUUCCUUCAAAAGAAGAUGUUUUGGAAUUUGUUGUAGGCGUCACGAGAAGAUAUUUGAAUAAUCAUCCAAAAACCAUCGUGGUUGUUGGUGCAUACAGCAUUGGAAAAGAACAUGUGUAUUUGGCAAUUUCAAAGGCACUGGGGGUAAAAAUAUAUGCAAAUGCUUCCAGGAGGCGCGUUCUUCGGUCUUUUGGAUGGGCUGGAAUUUCUGAAAAUCUGUCAACAAACGGGAAAGAUACACCUUUGCACAUAUUGCCUAUAUCAUCCUUGAGAUUUGAGAUGCUGCAGCAUUAUUUGGCAUCACAAGACGGACAGUACACUAGCAUGUUGGCAUUCCGACCAACAGGAUGGACUUACUCAGAGACCAUCGGGGAUAAUCUAAACUUAAUAAAACCCACUUCUAAGGGCAACAUCACUAUUUAUGGUGUUCCAUAUAGUGAGCAUUCUAAUUUCACAGAGCUGCAGGAAUUUGUGCAGUUUCUGAGGCCAGAAAAGAUAAUUCCUACUGUUAAUGUGGGAAAUGCUGUUAAUCGUGGCAAGAUGCAAUCAUACUUCCAGCAGUGGCUGAAAGCCUGAAAGAGGAGCUGUUCUUCGGGAGUUGUGUUCUUUGGUUUUUCUAUUGUUCUAAUUCUUCUGGAGAUUAGGAAGUGGAUUAGAUAGGUUACUGAAAUGGGAAUGGUGUUAUACGGUUGUAAAGCGUUUUUAAUCUUGUUAUAGGCUCGCCUAGCGAACUCUUGGUGUCCAUUUUUGCUGACUGCACGCUAUGCCCUAGUUUUAAAUCUUAUGGAUUUAUUGUAGAAAUCAACUUUUUGCGCAA
Molecule: messenger RNA, 1618 nt
Organism: Lycium ferocissimum
Lineage: Eukaryota; Viridiplantae; Streptophyta; Magnoliopsida; Solanales; Solanaceae
Product: DNA cross-link repair protein SNM1
Exons: 9
Coding region: 136-1377 (413 amino acids)
Biological process (GO): double-strand break repair via nonhomologous end joining; protection from non-homologous end joining at telomere; interstrand cross-link repair
Molecular function (GO): 5'-3' DNA exonuclease activity; damaged DNA binding
Source: RefSeq, a predicted model, not a curated record